Leptinotarsa decemlineata (Colorado potato beetle) is the source of this 637-nucleotide messenger RNA. Its product is annotated as kunitz-type serine protease inhibitor bitisilin-3. NCBI's taxonomy places the organism in Eukaryota, Metazoa, Arthropoda, Insecta, Coleoptera, Chrysomelidae. The record is from RefSeq and is a predicted model, not a curated record. Gene Ontology annotation, molecular function: serine-type endopeptidase inhibitor activity.
CAGUUUAACUGAAAACAAAGGUCAUCUCUUGAUUUGAAGAGGUUGGGACUAUAUAAUUACUAAUAUUGUCUUGAUACAUUCACAAAUUCAAUUAUCAAAUCAAACGUGCUGGUUUCAGUAACGAAGUAAAAAGUAAUGGCUGUCUCUUUAGCGGUGAUAUUUGCGUUGAUGUGUAGUUUGAUUGAUUGUGCUAUCUCCGUUCCAACAAAAGUUCCAGAUCUGAAUCGAAAAAUAUUAGGUUCAAAUGGACCUUUCAGAAAAUUUGAAGUAUCAGAUUGUGAUGAACCCUUAGAAACAACAUCAGACUGUGACGACUGGAAGUUCGCUUAUCACUGGAACAACCAACUGAAAGGAUGUGAACGUGCUAUCUAUCAUGGCUGCAAUGCCACAAGAAAUAACUUCAUAACCUUCAAUGAUUGUGAAAAACAAGCACAGCCUAUAUGUAUGUUAACAUAUCCCAGUCCAUCAAAAAUGUAUGGGAAAUAAUGAGAUAUUUCAGAUAAUUUAUAUAAUAAGGCCAUAUAAUUUAGAUUGAAUAGUUUAUAAAUCAAAUAUUUGUUUUACUAUUCAUGGCAUAAAAUCUUUCAGUUCGCACCAUAAAGUUGUAGAUACUGUAAUAUAAAAUUUGUGAAAAUGA